UCGGCACUUGAUUUGCUCACAUCAGCUCUGUGUUCGAUGUGUAAUGCCUGUUUCACUCCACGUGCACUUGUUUGGGGAAAGAUGGCGGCUCCAACUAGCGAGAUUGAAGUGGUCGCUGCGAAAAAAACAAAUGUGCGAGGUCCGAGGAGAGUGGCCAAUCAGAUUCCUGAUGAGAUCCUCAAAGAUCCAGAGCUCAACGAGGCCAUUAAGACUUUGCCAGCUAACUACAAUUUUGAGAUCCACAAAACAAUAUGGAGGGUGCGGCAAGCCAAAGCCAAGAGAGUGGCCUUGCAGUUGCCCGAGGGUCUGCAGAUGUUUGCCUGUGUGAUCGCUGACAUCAUUGAGAGAUUCACAGAGGCGGACACUCUGGUGAUGGGAGAUGUGACAUACGGGGCCUGCUGCGUGGACGACUUCACUGCCCGCGCUUUGGGAGCUGACUUCAUGGUGCAUUAUGGGCACAGUUGUCUCAUCCCCAUAGAUUCAACAGAGGGCAUCAAGAUGCUGUACGUGUUUGUGGACAUCCAGAUUGACACUGCCCACUUCCUGGACACACUCAGGUUCAACUUUCCCUCUGGCCACUCGCUCGCCCUCGUCAGUACCAUCCAGUUUGUGGCUGCUUUACAGGCAGCCAGUGCAGAGUUGAAGCCAGAUUACGAUGUGUUGGUACCUCAGUGUCGGCCGCUUUCUCCUGGGGAGAUCCUCGGAUGCACCUCGCCUCGUCUGGAGAAACAUGUCAAUGCCGUCAUUUAUCUUGGAGACGGAAGAUUUCAUUUGGAAUCCAUCAUGAUUGCCAACCCAGAUAUACCUGCCUACAGGUAUGACCCAUACAGUAAAGUGUUUUCUCGAGAGUAUUAUGACCAUGAGGCAAUGCGGGCCACCAGACUGCAGGCCAUAGAGAGUGCCCGCUCAGCCCAGAGAUGGGGUCUCAUCCUAGGCACCCUUGGUCGUCAGGGCAACCCCAAAAUCUUGGAGCACUUAGAGUCUCGGUUGGAGUCUUUGGGCCGUUCGUUCACACGUGUGCUCCUGUCUGAGAUCUUCCCCGGCAAGCUGGAGCUCCUGGCAGACGUGGACACGUGGGUGCAGAUCGCUUGUCCUCGCCUCUCCAUCGACUGGGGAACAGCUUUCUCCAAACCCUUGCUGUCUCCAUAUGAGGCAGCAGUAGCUCUGCAGCAGGUGGGAUGGCAGGAGGUGUAUCCUAUGGAUUUCUAUUCCAAUCAGAGCCUGGGGGCCUGGACUCCUAAUCACCCAGACAAUCAACCAAAAAGGCCUUCUCGCAAACCUAUGCAGAAGGCGGGUUCAGAUGCCGGUCAGCAGGUGAGGAGCUGUGGCCGUGAACAGAGCGCCUCCUGUGGCUGCCAGCCGGAAUAAACACAGCCCUUUUAGCACGGCCAACCACAGAUCACCGUGGACAUCUGCAGGAGACAAGCGACCCAAUCAGAUCUCACUAUGGACAUCACAGCCCAACACACUCAUCAAAUCAUCCCUCGGUUGACACGAGACAGUGAGAAACAGAAAAAACGCAAGUGAGAGAGAAAGAAUAAGUGUGUUUGUGUGUGUGUGUGGGUGAGAGAAAGGCACAAAAAUGUGAGGAAGUCUAUAUGUGUGCAUGUCUCUGUGUGUGUGUGUUUUGUGCGCUGACAUGUCACUGGUGUGUGUGAGACAGAGAUAAUCCAUUGAAAAAGAAACUCUGACCCUGAAUGCACAAUGUUUCGUCUUGCAGCGAGUGGGUGGUUUUAGUUUAACGUAAUCAUCUUGUCCCUCACUUAGAAAGGAGCUGCCAGCCACUUUGCAUAAGUGACCUUCAUCCUUUCAAAAUUACAGCGGGAAAUGAGAGCGUGUUCAGAAUUAUUCUUCUGCAGAGGAAGAUAAUACUCAUUCUGAAUUCCAACUCUGACUUUUUUAUUUCCCAUUAUGCCGGCAUGAGAGGUUCUCCAACAGAAAGGAGCUCUUUGAAUGUUAUGUACAGGAUGUGUUUUAGUUCCGCGCAAAAUAAAAUUAAAUGUUUACGAUUUGCUGUUGGACUUUGAUUAACUGCUGCUGUAUGAAUGCCAGUAUAUAGUUUGUCUUUUGUAAUCACUGAACAAUGAAAUCCAGGAUGGAUCAGCGGUCAACUGAAACACAUGGAGCCAAUUUCCCUGAAGCGGAUUAGGCAGAGUUUUGGACGAACUUUGGCUGUCAGUAGUGAUUAUUCAUAGUGAAAUCUUUUAUAGUCUGAAACUAAACAUGAUCUGUGUCCAGGAAAGCAGCCAUGUUCCUGUGAAUCUGGCACUGAAGAUGCUGACUCUGUGUAAGACUGUCAGAACAGGCCUCUGUCAAACUAGUUUAACCCCUUUAG
Molecule: messenger RNA, 2335 nt
Organism: Onychostoma macrolepis
Lineage: Eukaryota; Metazoa; Chordata; Actinopteri; Cypriniformes; Cyprinidae
Gene: dph1
Product: diphthamide biosynthesis 1
Exons: 12
Coding region: 37-1368 (443 amino acids)
Biological process (GO): protein histidyl modification to diphthamide
Molecular function (GO): 2-(3-amino-3-carboxypropyl)histidine synthase activity
Source: RefSeq, a predicted model, not a curated record